AAAGGAGGUGUUUCUCCCAUAUAACAGAAUUUCCACGGGAUUGAUGCAGUUCCGAUUAGCGUCAGUUGUCGCGAAUAACAAAUUUGAUGCGAGACACAGUUCACUAGUAAAUUACAUUAAUAAUUCAUUAAAAUACAAUUGAUUAAUAUAUUUAUUACGUGUGAAAUUCACUAAUUUACGGUAACAUCCUCAAUGUAUUUCUAGAGGAUAUAAAAUAUUUUUUAAGUAUAAAAAGAUUCCAUAUUAAAACGAAUUUCUAAUAACAUUUCUACGUUAUACUUAUGACACUUUUAUUGCCGUUAAAUAAUAAAUUAAACAAUGUGGUUUAUAAUAAUUUUUCUGACAAUGACAAUAUUUACGAUAAAAAUUUUGCACGGCUGGCAACGUCCAUCAAUGUUCCCUCCAGGACCCCGAGGUCUGCCGAUCGUGGGAAAUAUACUCGACGUGAAACGUCUAGUUGAUGAAACCAAGUUUUAUUCCCAUGCCUGGUGUCGGUUGGCCGAUAUUUACGGACCCAUCGUCGGCUUGAAACUUGGUAUAUCCGAACCGCUGAUCAUUGUUUCGGGUAAGGACGCUGUAGUCGAAAUGAUGGGUCGACCUGAGUUUGACGGCAGACCUGAUGGAUUUAUACACAGAUUUCGGACGGGAGGUGAACGAAGAGGCGUACUGUUCACGGACGGUGAUAUCUGGCGAGAUCAAAGAAGAUUUGCCUUGAGAACAUUGAAGGAAUUUGGAUUCGGUAAAGUCACAAUGGAGGACAUAAUAUUAAACGAUGCUAUUUCCUUAACGAGUACGAUAGAGUCGCUAGCUAAAUUGGGACCCAUUACAAACUUGUACAAUAUUACCUCAAUAGCCGUCCUUAAUAGUUUGUGGACAUUAAUUGCUGGAUCAAGAUAUGACUUGCAAAAUCCAAAAUUAACAGAGAUUUUGUCAGUAGUAAACGAUCUCACCAGAAAUAGUAAUGCCACAGGCGGCAUAUUGACCCACUUGCCUUUUUUGAGAUAUAUCAUCCCAGGAUUGACCGGAUUUACUGUGUUAGAUCAAAGAUUGGCACGAAUGUGGCAAUUUUUCGGGUCCGAAAUAACGAGGCACAAACAAACUAGAACGCACGGCGAGAUCAGAGACUUUAUCGAUGUUUAUUUAGCGGAGAUGGACAGCAAGCAAUCAAAUCCGACCGUAUCAUCUUUUAACGAAGAACAAUUAAUCGGUGUUGUGAAAGACCUUUUCACCGCCGGUGUAGAAACGACAAAUAAUACUAUUGGUUUUAUAAUAACGUAUCUUGUGGCAAAACAGGAUGUACAAAGAAAAGUGUAUGAGGAAAUCGAGAGAGUGCUAGGCAAGGAAGUACUACCUCGCACAGAAUACAAAAAUCGACUGCCAUACUUAAACGCGACGAUAGCGGAGGUAUCGAGAUUAGCGAAUGUCGGUCCAACCUCAAUCCCUCAUCGGGCAAUGACUGACUCUACUCUCCUGGGUUACAAGAUAAAAAAGAAUUAUACUUUGUUGGCUAAUCUGCGAAGCGUACAUAUGGACGAGCAACAUUGGGGCGAUCCGAAGGAAUUUCGGCCAGAAAGAUUUAUUAAUGACAAAGGAGAGUACAUCGAGGACCCUUGGCUGAUACCAUUCGGCUUAGGUCGUCGAAAGUGCUUGGGCGAGAUCUUGGCGAGGAACAGCGUAUUCCUGUUUACUGCAUGUCUAUUGCAGAAAUUUCAAUUUGUGUUAUCCCCGGAACAUCCCGACCCCAUUUUAGACGGUCUGGACGGCUUUACAAUCGCGCCACCUAAUUUAAGUGUUAUUGCUAUCAAAAGAAAUGACUGCUUAAUUUUUCAUUGAUGCAUGUAAUGUAAUGUA
This is a messenger RNA of Pogonomyrmex barbatus (red harvester ant), 1851 nucleotides long. Its product is annotated as methyl farnesoate epoxidase. NCBI's taxonomy places the organism in Eukaryota, Metazoa, Arthropoda, Insecta, Hymenoptera, Formicidae. Gene Ontology annotation, biological process: xenobiotic metabolic process. Gene Ontology annotation, molecular function: heme binding; iron ion binding; steroid hydroxylase activity. The record is from RefSeq and is a predicted model, not a curated record. Gene Ontology annotation, cellular component: cytoplasm; intracellular membrane-bounded organelle.